Polyodon spathula (Mississippi paddlefish) is the source of this 3151-nucleotide messenger RNA. Its product is annotated as probable glutamate receptor. Gene Ontology annotation, biological process: synaptic transmission, glutamatergic; monoatomic ion transport; modulation of chemical synaptic transmission. The coding region runs from base 113 to 1537 and encodes 474 amino acids. The transcript has 11 exons. Gene Ontology annotation, cellular component: plasma membrane; dendritic spine; postsynaptic membrane. Gene Ontology annotation, molecular function: transmitter-gated monoatomic ion channel activity involved in regulation of postsynaptic membrane potential; AMPA glutamate receptor activity. The record is from RefSeq and is a predicted model, not a curated record. NCBI's taxonomy places the organism in Eukaryota, Metazoa, Chordata, Actinopteri, Acipenseriformes, Polyodontidae.
CCCCCACCUCCAAUUGGUUAACACAGCCUUUUAAAGCUCACCCCUAGCCUUCACGAUCUGAAUUUCCUCACAUUACAAAGAAGAGGGGAACUGAAGUUACUGGUGUGUGACAAUGAGGAAGGCUCUGGUUCUGUUGUGUGGGUCUGUCCUGAUGCUGGCUCACUUCUGCGCGGCAGGCACUGCUGAAAAUGAGGACAGACACGGAACCCUGGUAGAUGCACGCACUCUCAGAGUCACCACCAUUCUGCAAGAACCAUACAUAAUGGAAAAAAACAGCGUACUGGAGGGAUACUGCAUAGAUUUAAUGAAGGAGCUGUCCAAAAAGCUGGACCUCAAAUACACUAUCCACCUGGUGAAGGACGGGUUCUACGGGAGGCAAGACGCCAAGGGCAACUGGAAUGGGAUGGUUGGAGAGGUUGUGAGAUCGGAGGCAGAUUUGGCCAUGGCUUCUCUGACGAUCACUGCCACGCGAGAGAAAGCUGUGGAGCUGACCAAGCCCUUCAUGCAGACCGGGAUCAGCAUCAUCCUGAGGAAGGAUAUCGUCUCCUCCGAGUCGCACUUCUUUGAGUUCCUCAACCCCUUUUCCAAGGAGACCUGGAUCGGAAUACUCAUCGCGUACCUCAUGACGUCUGUCUGUCUCUUCAUUGUGGCCAGGCUCAGCCCGUGUGAAUGGAGUGAACCCCAGACUGAAGGCAAUCGGUUCACGCUGCUCCACAGCUUCUGGUAUGCAGCUGGGGCCCUGACCUUGCAAGGUGCUGGGCCACAGCCAAAAGCCUUAUCUGUCCGAGUUAUCAGCGUCAUCUGGUGGCUGUUCACAGUAGUGCUCCUAGCCUCUUACAUCGCCAGUUUCAGCUCCAUGCGCAACUCUGACAGCACAAAGCUCUCCAUUGAGACUUUCGAGGACCUCGCGAAGCAGGAUAUCAUUGAAUACGGGACACUGAGGGACUCCUCCACAUUCAACUUCUUUAAGAACUCCAACCAACCUGUCUACCGCAUGAUCUAUGAGCACAUGCAGAGGAGGCACAGCCUGGUAUCCUCAGUGGAGGAAGGGAUCAGAAAGGCGCAGGGGGGAAGCUUUGCCUUCAUAGGGGAGUCCGCGUCUCUGGACCUGGCCGUGGCUCGCUACUGCAGCCUGACGAGGGUGCCUGAGGUCAUUGGGAUGAGGGGCUAUGCAAUAGCCACUAGCCUUGGCUCCCCGCUGGUAAAGAACCUGAGCGUGGCUAUCCUGCAGCUGAUUGACGCAGGGGAACUGGAUUACCUUCGGGAGAAGUGGUGGGCCAGCACCUGUGUGUCAGAGGAAGGGGGCAGCUCGGCCCCCCUGAACCCUCACUGCCUGGGGGGGAUUUUCUUCGUCCUGGGCGGGGGGCUUGCUCUGGGGGUGCUGCUGGCCCUAGUGGAGCUGGCUCUCAAAUCCAAAACCAGAGCAGAGGAGCAGAAGAAGUCGUGUUGUUCGGUUUUCUCGGAGGAGCUGAGUUGCCGCUUUAGGAACAGCAGCUCUAAGAAGGACCAGGACGCACCAGAGAAAAGCAAAACUUAAGGAUCUCGGCAAUCGCUUCUUUAAAACUAACCUUUCUUGAUUCUUCUUAGUACAGAAUUACUAAUAAUCUGCAGAAUGCUAAUGGUCAUUCCAACCACUCUGCCUGUCUUUUAGUCUAUGCUGUUUGCAAGAUUUGUGAAUCCAUGAGCACAAUGGUAUACUAUAUCUCUAACCCGAUUCUGGCAUAGUGUUAUUCAGGUAGUUUUAAAUGCCCAGGAAGCUUUUUUUUUCUUUUUUUUUUUCUGCAAUGUUGACGGAAGUGAAAAAUGUGUCAAGGGAUGAAGUAAAACAGAAAUUGUAGGAUAGAGUACAUUGAAAUAAAACAAAACCAAGAGAGCAUCUUAGAAAGGGUCUUGAUAUUGGGCAGAGGAAAUGCGAGGUGCGUGGAAGUGGUCGUUAUUACUGCGCUUGAACUUGUCCAGGCAAUCAUUAAGACGUGGGUGAAGUGGGGGUUGAAAUUGUCUGCCGAUCUGUAACUACACAGGUUUCACAGCCCUAGAUUAUAAGCACUAAUAUUAUGUUUCUUAUGUAGUGUAGCACAUAUGAUCAGUGCAUUUCAGGGCCUGGUAUAGCAGCUGCUAGUGCUUUAAUCAAUACACUCAAGGUUCUCCUCCAGUCAAUGCCUAGUUCCAUACCCCCAAUAUUAUCCAGUUUCUGAUGUACAUAUAACAUCAGAAAUAAGGAAUACCUUUCCAUAGCUACAGCCUCAGUCAAUAGACAUGCCUAUACGACUGCCAUUGCUGUGGAUACAUGUCAUUUCUAGGUCACAGACACACACGUCAUAGCCAAGGCACCUCUGCAGAACACAUGCGUUCAGACUCCAAACUCUUUAGUUUAGUCUGGAAUUCUCAACCCAGGUUAUCCAAACAGCUGUCAGCAUAGCGUGAAUGACCUGCUGUUCCAUACAUACAGCACCUUUGUUUAUGAAAGUUUGUUAGAAGUCAUAGCCUGUGCUGUACCCCUCUCUAACAUUUCAGGUUCUGAAUAAACCAUCUGCAGUUCUUUAAAGGGCUAUAUCUACUACUUUCAAAACAACCGUGUUGCUAAUAUGCAUCACCUUUAGAUUUUAAACUAAAUAUCUAUUCAAACUCUGUUGCUGGUAUGAAUAUUCAAGAUUUCUAGGCAGGUCUGAGGCAUACUGCUAAUAAACAUCCUGGUAUUAUGUUUCUGUUUGGCAUAGAAAUGUUCUGCAUGCAGAUCCAUUGGUGUCCUACAAAUUCUGGCUAUAUGAUAAAAAAUAUAUAUGUUUGGUAAAGCAAAAGGAAAGCCAUUGUCACCUAAAUCAUGAGCUUUAUGAAAGCCAACCACAUUUGUUAAGCAGUUCUGUAAAGGAAUGUGAUUACAUUGAUGAUAACACGCUGCCUGUUAGAAAUCUUCCUUUAAACUGAACUGCUGUUCAUUGUAACUGAAUUCACUUUUAAACUGCUUACGUUUUCACAUCCAAAGUGUGUUAUUAUUACAAUCACUCUGUAGCAUUAACAAAUGGUUCUGCUUUGUACCUGCAGUAGAAAUGAAUCCACGCUAUGAUCAAAGAACAGAAGCACAUAUAUGUAACACUGUGAUCAAAAACUGAACUAACUGAGAUAUAACCUAAUAAAAGCAACUGCUAACAAA